Molecule: messenger RNA, 3003 nt
Organism: Emericellopsis cladophorae
Lineage: Eukaryota; Fungi; Ascomycota; Sordariomycetes; Hypocreales; Bionectriaceae
Exons: 4
Coding region: 1-3003 (1000 amino acids)
Source: RefSeq, a predicted model, not a curated record
AUGGCGACUACUGCCUCUCACAAUGGUCACCAACAGCACAUGCCUUCUGGGUCGCACGGCCCAGUACCAGGGUCGCCCACUCUGACGAACCCCGACAUGAUUCUGCCCGAUUACGAGAUGCCAGACUCCCCCGAGGCGCUGCCACAAUCAGUGAUCACAUCAUGGAGGGACCCGAACCUGGGUCAGUUGGACUUUCAACUGCACUCGCAGCACGAUCACGGGUCCAUGCCAACCACGACACCCAUUAUCUACGGCAAUGGAACAAUGUUAUCAGAUAUUGGCGAGGUCACAGAGGUGGAAAGCAACGCCGGUACAGGGCCAAGGAGGGCCUCGUCACGAUACUCUGCAUACACCAACACCGAGACAUUUGGUGGCUCGCCCACACUGCUGAACAAGGGAUUUCAGCUCACCACGCAGCGAAUUGCGUUUGGCGACUUUGAUGACUCCAUGAGCGUUGGGGAUAGCUGUUUCCAAGGCGACGACGAGGAGAGUAUGGCAUCCGAGUUUGUCGAGGGUACGCAUCCGAACCAGGCACGAGUAAGAUCACAGCAUAAAAGGGAGGGAGACGUCAAGUACGCCACGACGGACAUAGGCCAAAGAGCAGAGCAAAUCCUGGCCAAUGCCAAGCGCAGGUUGACGGCAAUGGAAGGCAAUCUGUCCCGUGCAAGGAGCUCGUUGAGCUAUUCGGAUGGCUCAACGCCGUCCCCCCAGCUGGGCUGUUCUGCUAGUGCGAUACGAGACGGAGCUGCUGCGACAUCACUCAGUCACUCCAGGAUCAAGAGUGAAGAUGGUAUUGGUGACUUGAAGCAGCUGCCAGCGUUGGCGCAAAGGUCGGCCAGUGCCAUGGGCGCCGCUGGAGGCUACCGGCAGCCGUCGCUGCGUACCAAGCAAGCAGAGGCCGAGCUUCCUCCAUCGCGACUUGCGUACGGCAUCUCUCAACAUCCCUUGGAUACUACACUGGAGCCGCUGAGCGAGGACGACGACGAACAGCAAAGCUCGGGACCAACCAACAGCGCACGCAAUAGUAUGCGUGAUAGUCACUUGAUUCCGUUCCUGCUCAGUCCGACGUUUGGUGCGGACCCUGAUCGAGGAUUGACCAGGUCGGCUUCAGUGGCGCAGAUGAGGGACAUUCAAGAUCAGAUGCAGGGCCUCCGCGGAAAGAUCUCGACGCUGAAACAGCAAGCAAGGGCUGAUAGCCUCAAGCGACGGAGUCUUCAGAGUCUCCGGACUCCAAGCCCGUUCACCCACGCUCGCUGGGAUGGCGGUUACGUCGGCACGCCCUCAUUUGAUUCGAGCAGUUCAUCUCGUGAGGGCACGCCGACGGGGUUGCGUACGACCGAGACUCAGCCCCCCAUGCAAGAAAUGAAAGGACCCGAAAAGGAUGAGCCUGCUGUGGGCAAUGUGCAGCCUGCUGAUGAGAUGGCGCCUUCGCCAGAAGAAGUGACAGUACCUCAACAUCGACCAGCUUCUGUACCACCUGUGGCAGCACCGUCGCAAAACGACGACGAACCUCGCCCGCAUGACUUCACCGAUGAUGCCAAUGAUGAUAUGCGCACGGACAACGGCGAUUCCGAUGCCUCGAACGAGGAGGAGGAAGCCUUUGAUGACGCCCGAGCCGAGGUAUCAGAUUGGGGGAGUGAGAGCGGGGAGUCGACGUAUCACGACACUUUCCAGCACCAAGUCUCGCAUGAGGAUCGCGAAGAUGCUUUCGACUACGAGCAUUUCUUCCUCCACUCGGCUCUCGGCAGUAUCAGCCGUCAGCACAGGGAGAGCGACUCUGAAAGCGAUGUUUCUGACGACUCUGUCUCAACGACGCGGGGACCCAUUCCCACCCCUUCGAGCAUGUCUUUCCGCUCAGCCAUGUCACGGAAGAGACAGAGCGUGGAUACUACAGCUUCGGACGACACCUUUGCAACGGCGAACGAGGGUCGCGCUAGCCGCAGCUCAACCUUCAAGACUGAGCUGGGCUUAGGCAUAGACAGCUAUGACGAGCUGCCGCCUCUGGAAGAGGAACGCAGCAACGCCGGGGAUGACGCUCAGAUGAAUGAGAUGCCCAAAAGCAGGCAGAGGCAGAACUCGGUGCUCUACCGUCCGACCAGCGCUGCGCAGGCCGAUCGCCUGCACCGGCCCUCCAUCUCCUCCUUCGAGUCCACGGGAACGAAUCGCAGCUUCCCCCUUGUGAACAAGGCCAAGCUUCAUGGCGGUGUCCUUACGCCAGGGGGAUCUCCAGAUCCUAUGUUUACCAAGAUGUCAGAGGCUCUCAUGAACGACACCACCCGUGCCCUUGGCAACGGCGACUCAGCAAUAGCCUUGCGGAGUCUCCACAAGGACGACCAGUUCAUGGUUGAGCGGCUGGUGGCCAGCAUUGGAAAAUCAGUCUGUCAUCGAGAGGCAGAGCACGUCCACCCUGCCACGAUCCAGCCGCGCCGCAUCCAGUCAACAGCGACCACGAUAUAUACAGACAGCACAAGCGAAUCCACAAACGCGAGCGCCGCCACCCCUGGCAUGGACUUCCUCACCCACCAGGCGCUCUCGCGCAUCCUCCCGCCCGACGCCUACGCUUUCGUUCAGACCAAUAUCCUCCACCCGCAGUCGCAGUUCCAACUGCUGCUCAAGCAGAGCACCGUGGUCGCGACCAACGCCGUCUCGGCGACCCUCCCGUACCUCGACCCACUGAUUGAGCGCGUGUCCGAUGCGCUGCACGACAACUCGGGCGCCGUGGGCGUGGUGGUGGCGCUGGGCGUCAUCACGGCCGUGGUCAUGAUCAUGAACUGGAUACGGCGGCUGAUGAUGUGGUGGGCGCGCUUCACCAUGGUCCUGGCGUUUUACGCGGCCGUCGUUGUCGUGAUUGCCAUUGCGUGGGAGAGGGGGCCCGCGCGGUCGCUGCGGGACGUUGUGGUGGUCGCGUCCAAGAUUGUGGGCUACCUGGCGUCGUUGCGGGAGGUCUGGGUGCAGGAGUACGACCGCUACGAGAGCCAGGGCAACCCGAGGAUGAGGAGGUAG